Messenger RNA from Achroia grisella, 4911 nucleotides. RefSeq lists its product as uncharacterized. The record is from RefSeq and is a predicted model, not a curated record. Gene Ontology annotation, biological process: DNA integration. The transcript has a single exon. Gene Ontology annotation, molecular function: nucleic acid binding. Bases 1 to 4911 code for a protein of 1636 amino acids. Lineage: Eukaryota; Metazoa; Arthropoda; Insecta; Lepidoptera; Pyralidae.
AUGUCGAAUCCCACUGAUAAACCGAUGUACGGUACAGCAAAACUAAGAGAUUUAAACAUAAAGCGUAGCUCAAUAAAAGGCCAAAUUACUAAAUUUAAAAACUAUCUAAAUAAUUUAAACACUAAACUACAGUUAUCAAACAUCGAAUUAGUUGAGUUAAAACUAAAACUUAGUAAGUUCGAGGGUUUAUCCGUGAGAUUUGAUGAUUUGCAAAGUGAGAUAGAGGUGUUGAAUUCUGAUAAUAUGAGUAUAGAAUUGGAUGAGCGAGAAAACAUUGAGAGCGACAUUAUUAUUAAUAUAGCCGCAGCCAAAACCUUAAUAGAAAAAUAUAAUAAAUUAGAAAAUGACCAAAGACGAGAGUCUAUGGUUCAUGAAUCCCAUUGUUCUCUCGAUCACCAUGAAAUUAGCUUCAAAUUACCCCACUUACAAAUUUCUAAGUUUGAUGGCGCCUACUUUCGUUGGUUAGACUUUCGCGAUACAUUUGAAAAUUUAAUUCACAAUAACGACCGUAUUAAACCUAUAAACAAAUUCCACUAUCUCGCUUCCUAUUUGGAAGGAGAUGCUGCACGAAUAAUUUCAAAUCUCGAAGUAUCUUCAGCCAAUUAUGAUGAAGCAUGGAGGCUGCUUUGUGAGCGUUAUGAUAAUAAAAGAUUGCUUGUUAACUUCCAUCUCAGUUCAUUGUUUAGCAUACAAACACUUAAUCGCGAAUCCGAGAAAGGUUUACGAUUUUUGGUUGAUCACGUUACAAAAAAUCUUCGUGCUUUAACCAAUUUAGGUCAACCAACUGAUAAAUGGGAUACAUUGAUUAUAUUCAUGUUGUCGUCUAAAAUGGAUAGCCGUACACUUACAAAAUGGGAAGAAUUUCGCAACUCACUUGAUAAUAUACCAACUCUGGAUCAGUUUUAUAAAUUCUUAAUAGAUCGUGCUGAUGUCUUAGAGUCAUUGAAUCGCAAUAAAUUUAAUAAUGUCCCACAUAAUAAUACGCCUACAGGUGCCACACUCUCGCCUCAUAAUAACAAACAACGACGACCCUUGGAUACUAAGUCAUUCGCUACUACUAGUGUAAAUAAAUCAAACGCACAUGUGUAUUCCUGUGUUGUUUGUAAUGAAGGUCAUCGAAUAUACGACUGUCCCACAUUUAAGGCAAAAUCCAUAAAGGACCGAUGGGUUGAGGUUACAAAAUAUAAAUUGUGUGCUAAUUGUCUUCGCCAAGGGCACCCUGUAAAUAACUGCCGGUUAGGACCUUGUCGCGAAUGCAAAAAAAGACAUAAUAGUCUCCUUCACAAUAAUACUACUUCAGUUGGUUCUAAUUGUGCUGACCAAUCUGAAACUAUUGUUAAUUUUUCAAAACAAAAUAAUACCACUAUAUUAUUGGGUACAGCAGUUAUCGAAAUAUGCAAUCCUAAUACUGGUAUGACACAAAAGGCACGUGCUUUACUGGACUGUGGUAGUGAGUCCUCAUUUAUUACUAAAACAUUAAAGGACCAACUCUCAUUAGAUUCUAAUCCUAUAGACGCGCUAAAUGUUAUUGGUAUCGGUAAUGUCUGCAAUGAUAAAGUAAGGGAAACCUGUAUUACACAAAUAACAUCUCUAAAUAGUCAAUUUACUGCUAAACUGUCGUGUUUGGUAAUGAAUAAAUUAACAAGUGAUCUUCCAAAGAUCCCUAUAGAUGUACAUAAAUUUGACAUUCCUCAAGACAUCAAUUUAGCAGAUCCUACUUUUAAUCAACCUGGUACAGUUGAUAUUUUGAUAGGAUCUGAUUUGUUUUGGGAGAUCUUGGGAAACGAAAAACGUUCUCUAGGUCCAAAUAAACCUAUAUUAAUAAAGUCUAAACUUGGCUGGUUGAUAGCUGGCCCUACGCAUUCUAUACAUAAUUCAUACAAUAAAUAUACUAAUUGUCAUCAUUCAGUAUCGCAUGUUGAAGUAGAAUCUAAUAUUGAUAGCAUGCUCAAAAUAUUUUGGGAAAUUGAAGAACUUCCUAAGAAAACAGUGAUGAGUAAGAACGACAAAAUUUGUGAACAGCACUUCAUAGACAAUACAGUUCGCCUAAACACUGGUAGGUUUUGUAUUAAACUACCUCUAACAGAUUCCACAGACUGCCUUGGAGAUACCUUUUAUUUAGCAAGAAAACGUUUUCUUUGUCUUGAAAGAAGGUUUAAAAGGCAGCCUAAACUAAAACUGGAGUAUUCCAACUUUAUUAAAGAGUAUGCGAAAUUAGGUCAUCUCUCGGAGUGUCCUAUACUAAAACCAAAUCCAGCUUACUUUUUAUGUCAUCACGCUGUAUUUAAAAACAGUAGUGAAUCUACCAAGCUUCGAGUAGUGUUUGAUGGGUCCGCUCCCUCUUCCUCGGGGUAUUCUUUAAAUGACAUUCUGAUGGUGGGUCCUAAUGUACAGGACUCCCUCUUCUCCAUUUUGGUAAGAGCAAGACAAUACAAAUACCUCUUAACUGGUGACAUUGAGAAAAUGUAUCGCCAGGUUCAAGUGAAAUCGGAGGAUAGAAACUUGCAACUUAUUCUGUGGAGAGAAGAUGAGUCCCAGCCCAUCAGAACAUUACAAUUAAAUACUCUCACUUACGGUACGGCAAGUGCGAGCUAUUUGAGCACAAGAUGUAUCAAAAAAUUAGGGGAAGAGCAGGAAGAGGAAUUAAUUAGUAGUAUUAUUCAAAGAGAUUUUUACAUUGAUGACCUUGUCACUGGAUCUAAUGAUGCAGUUGAAUUACGAUAUAUACAAAAUAGAUUUUCCGAGAUAUUACUAUCCGGUUGUUUUAAUUUAAGAAAAUAUAGAAGUAAUUUGGAACAUCUGUUUGAAAAUUCAAAUAUAGAUACGCAACAAAAUUUAACUAUUAGUGAGUCUUCGAACACUCUCGGGCUUGGUUGGGACCCAUCGAAUGAUUGUUUGCAUUUCCCGAUAAAUUUUCACCUAGAAUACGAAACAGUUACAAAACGAGUAAUAAUGUCAAAUUCAUUUAAAUUAUUUGAUCCCUUAGGUAUCUUAAGUCCAUGUAUAAUCAAGCCUAAAAUGAUGUUACAAAAACUAUGGUUACAAAAGAUAGACUGGGAUGAACCAGUCCCAUAUGAUAUUAGGGAACAGUGGAUAAACUUUAUCAAAAAUAUGCCUUGCCUUCUAAAAUUACAGAUUCCACGGUGGGUGAUUUGCGACUCACCUGUAUGUGUGGAGCUGCAUUCAUUCAGCGACGCUUCUCAAAGUGCUUACGGUGCAUGUGUGUAUGUGAGGUCAAUAGACGCAAACAAUGACAUUACCGUAAGGUUACUUUGUGCCAAAUCCAAGGUAGCUCCAGUUAAACCCAUGACAAUACCUCGUUUGGAGCUUUCUGCUGCACUUCUUGCUGCCAGAUUAUGUAGGGAUAUUGAGACGUCCAUAAGGUACACACCAUAUCGCAUAAUUCAUUGGUGCGAUUCUAGCGUAGUAUUGUCAUGGAUCAAUAAUGACGUCACGAAACUAAAAUCAUUCGUAGCUAAUCGCAUUAGUGAGAUUGUCGAACUCACUCAUUCUUCAGCAUGGCGAUAUGUCCCUACUACAGCUAACCCAGCAGAUUUAAUAUCCAGGGGCUUGGAUGGUAAUCAAAUUAUUAUGUCAAAUUUAUGGUGGACGGGACCUUCAUUUUUAUUUCAGAAUGAGGCUGAGUGGCCAAUAUUAAAAUCUUGUACUGAACCCUACGAAACACUAUCCGAAAUUAAGACAAAUAUAGCAAUGCUUCCGAAUCCAAUAAUUCAAAUCAACCGUUAUUCUAAUUUAACCAAGCUACAAAGAAUUUUAGCAUACGUAAUGAGGUUUAUAUAUAAUUUAAAAAACAAUAAAAAUCAACGUUCAGGAAAAUUAACUAUAAAUGAAUUAAAUGAAGCUUUUAUAAUACUCUGUGGCAUUGCUCAACAAGAAAUAUAUCCAAUAGAAUUAAAUAUACUAUCAAAUAAUAAGAUGUUAAGUUCUAAGUCGAAAAUAUUGCAGUUGUCUCCUUUUCUAGAUGAUCACAAAUUAAUCAGGGUUGGAGGACGAAUACAUGCGUCUAAUUGUACAUAUGAACAGAAGCAUCCUAUACUUUUACAUGCAUCUCACCAUUUAACCAAGCUCAUUUUCGAAAGAGAACACAUAAGUCAUAUGCAUGCAGGCCCACAGUUAUUAUUAGCCGUAGUGAGAGAAAUUGUGUGGCCUGUCAAUGGAAGGCACCUAGCUAGGCGUGUUGUUAACAACUGUGUACGCUGUAGGCGUCUUCGUGGCAAAACACUUUGCCCUAAAAUGGGUAAUUUACCUUCCCAACGUAUAACUCCCGACUUCCCAUUUUUAUCAGUUGGCUUGGACUUCGCUGGUCCUUUUCAUAUACUAAAUAGAAAGGGACGUGGCAGUAGAUUGAUUAAAGCAUACUUGUGUUUGUUUGUAUGCUUGCGAUAUAAAUGUAUUCAUUUAGAAGCGGUAAACGAUUUGUCAAAGGAGUCUUUUAUUAUGACGCUCAAACGAUUUGUCGCGCGCCGCGGUAAACCAUUAGAGAUAUUCUGCGACAAUGGUCGUAAUUUUGUAGCCGCAGCAAAAGAAUUAGGAGAAUUUCUAAAAUCAAACAUUGACAGCGUAUCUGACUUUGCAAAUCAUGAAGGCUUUAAGUUCAUAUUUACUCCUACUUACGCUCCUCACUUUGGGGGUAUUUGGGAGGCAGGCGUAAAGAGCGCAAAGGGGUAUUUAAAAAGAGUCAUAGGGAAUAGUCAUUUGACAUUCGAGGAAAUUUCUACAUUAUUUUCGCAAGUGGAGGCUGUACUUAAUAGUCGUCCUUUAUGCCCUUUGUCGUCCUCCCCUAAUGAUCUACUUCCAUUGUCUCCUGGUCACUUCCUAAUUGGCAGACCCUUGACUGCGCUGCCUUCACCAUCAUUACUAAAUUGUAACGAAAAUCAACUGAAACGCUAA